This is a messenger RNA of Penicillium diatomitis, 1785 nucleotides long. RefSeq lists its product as uncharacterized. Gene Ontology annotation, cellular component: cytoplasm. The record is from RefSeq and is a predicted model, not a curated record. Gene Ontology annotation, biological process: negative regulation of transcription by RNA polymerase II; regulation of nitrogen utilization; mitochondria-nucleus signaling pathway. NCBI's taxonomy places the organism in Eukaryota, Fungi, Ascomycota, Eurotiomycetes, Eurotiales, Aspergillaceae. The transcript is spliced from 2 exons. The coding region runs from base 1 to 1785 and encodes 594 amino acids.
AUGCCUUUAACGACACCGGUUCUAACGGUGGAUGCGGACAAUAUCCACAAAGUUGACACUGCCAACGCACAGUCACUCCAUGGGAUGUGGAUGGUAUUCUCCAAGUGCGCCGAUUACAUGGAUCAAGGUCGACGCUUGGAAAAUCUGAGCUGGCGAUUGUGGACUCGGGAGACCUUCUGCGUCGAGCCGGAAAAGUCCAACGAGUCUUCCCUGCUCCCAAAGAUGCGUAGUGAAGCGGCUGAUCUUCCGGAGCUUUCCGCCAGCGUCGAAUCGGCUGCUUCCGACCAGGCUGACCGCAUCGAAGCUCACAUCAAGCGCUCUCAGUUCUCAGAUUACCGUCCUGCUGUCGUCCGGGAGGAUUCGUUGGCCAGCUUGGGCCGUGGCAAAGAGAAGCACAUCACCUCCCUCGAUCUUGAGCGUAUGGUUCUCAACAUCAAAGAACGAAAGCAGUUGCAGCCAUUGACCCCCGAGGUUCGCCCUGCCGCACCAGUUGUCGACAUCACCCCUCAACCCUCCACCCCCACACCCACUCCCCAAUCCUUGGCAGCCCUUCGACCGGCGCCCACCUUCACCCGCCCAAGCCCCCAGGCUCGCGCAUCAACCGAGUCUUGUUCGACCACUGCCCCUGAAGGCAAUGACAGCGACUCUGCCCAGGCCACUGCCUCAGACACCAGUGUGUCCUCAUCUGGAGUCCUCGCUCACCGAACCGACUUGAUCAAGUCCCCCAGCCGUGUUCGUGGAUUCUCUCCUUCACAUGUCUCAUCGUCAUUCCGUUCCCACACCAACCUGGCUGCCAAGUCAAGCCCCGCUGGUCCUGUUGUGCAGCUUCCCAAGCCAUCCCCUCUUAAGAAGAAGGGAGGUGUGUUCAUGUUGGGUGGAUCGUCUGGUGAUGAUGAGGAAAGCUCGUUUGAAGAUCGCAUGGUGCCUGAGAACGCAUCAACCAACCAGAACAACGGCGGACUCCAGGCUACGACUACCAACUCCAACCAAGCCAAGAAGAAGAUUGCAUCCUUCAGCGAUCAUGUGGACACAAUCCGACCAUCAAAGAGCCCUCUGUGUGGUGACGAGGAUGCUAUCGAGACCGAUGAUGAAGUCUCCGAGAGCGCGAUCGAAGAUGAUGAAGAUUCAGAUUGGGAAGAUUCCGUGACGGAGAGUGGUCGAUCUACCCCAGACGAGCGUUCUGAACUCUUCCAGCGCGUUGAUUCACGACCCAAUCUUGUGUCCCGUCGAUCCCUACUGACCAUGAUGAUGCAUCAGCCUGCGCGUAUGCAAGGCAAUGGAUUCCGUUCCAGUCCCGCCCUGCAGCGGUCACGUUUUACCUCCCCCAACGGUCCAUCAAUGCCGGCGUCCCCGGCGGACCACGAGGAUGAAAACCUGACUAUGCGAGGUCCCGACGUCCCUCGAUCCAAGCCUAUCGUCAUGAAGCCUCCACACCCCCAGUCCGUGGCCCACUCUCCCCGUACCACCCGUCGCAACAUGCUUGCCACCGAGCUCACCGAAUCUCUUCGGCGUCACUUGCUUUGGGAACGCCAGCAGAAGAGUGCGACGGCAAAUGCCUUCCUCAAGCGCCGCCACACUGCCCACGACGUCAAGAAUCUUCAGGAAUACCCCAAGGGACAAGGACGCCCCCAUGCUGCUGCUACGGCGGCGCCGGCAGGUGCACCUGCGGCGAAGGAAAAUCAAGCCAGCAACCAAACUCGUGACAAGGACUCCCUGAAGAAUGGCUCGUGGUCUAAUUACGCCACCGAUUACGGCCCAUGGGAAUACCAUGUCAAGGGAUGGUGA